This is a messenger RNA of Caenorhabditis auriculariae, 16869 nucleotides long. Lineage: Eukaryota; Metazoa; Nematoda; Chromadorea; Rhabditida; Rhabditidae. The record is from the annotation of a GenBank genome assembly.
AUGGAUACUGAACCUCUCGAGGAAGAGAUCAUUACUGAACAUGAUUUUGAUUCUCAAGGUUUGCCCGUCUUUUUUUUCAAAUUGAAUCAAUUUUUCGAAACUAAGUCGCAAGUACUUCGAACGUCGUUGCUGAACAAGAAAAGCCGCAAAUAAGCAUGGAAUUGAGCGGUUCAAAAUGUUUCAAGUGAGGAAAUGGGUUAUAUACCUUGUUAAUAGACUAAAUGUCAAAGAACGCCGAGCGGGAUUCAAAAAAUGACGACUGUAACGCGAUGUCGCGGUUCUGAACAGAGUUCUUCGAGUAGUUUUGAAGUGAGGUUCACCAAAAACUUGGAAAUGAACAUUUUUCAGGAACCGGGGCCAUCAACUUCUGGAACCGGGAAUAACGAUAGAUUAUCACAAGAUUGGGUUCCUCAACCUUUAACUAGAAUGACUUUUCAAAUAGGGAAAAAAAUUUUGAAGUUUAAAGUGAUCAAUGCCUAUGAGGCGCCAGAAGCGCCGGAAAAAGGUGAAGAUAAAAAAAUGGACGUUUUUAAUUAAUCAUCUUUUUUCAGAAGUACCUCUCGUGAAGCCACUGGCGCAACCAAAAGCUCUUGCUGGAUUGUAUCGCUGUACAGUUUGCAAGACCUAUUUUGGUAAUAAAAGCGUUUGGGAAUCCCAUAUGAAGGUUUAAAAUUUGCAAAUUCGAUGAAAAAUUGAGGUUUUCCAGCAAUUUCAUCCGGAUCCACGGCCUUUUCGCUGUAUCCACUGCGGCAUGAAGUUCUUGCACAAGGGAACUUUGAGUAUACACUUGAGGGAUCAUGGUAAAUUGAUAUUAGUUCUAGCAAAGAUUUUUUGCUUUUAGGUUGUGUUUGCUAUUCGAAAGUUGAAUAAGGAUAUAUUUAGUUACUUUUAGGAUCGUUAAAGUUUUGAAUAAGUAUAAUAUUCAGAGAAAAUAGGAUUCUUCGAAAAAAAAAUUUUUUUUUCUAAAAGUCGAUUUUUCAUAGUCUUUUCGAACUUCUACAGUUAAUGGCUUAGAAAAAAAUUCUCUUUAUGAAAAAAAGUUCAUUUUUACUUAAAAAAAUAAUGAUAGAGAUAGGAAAUAUUCAUUUUUUUGUCAUUAAUUCUUUAUUUUUUUCUCAAAAUGUACAAAUUUUUAAAAGGGUAUUCCAGUUUCUCUAUUAGUUUAAAAAUCGACAGCAACGAAAUAAGAUCGCUUUUUUGCUUUUGUCGCGUUCAGAGUAUUCCAAUAGCCGUCAGAAUGUGAAAAAAAGAUAAUUCUGAGAAAAUUUGGAGGGGUUUCAUUCAUUCAUUUAUUCAGAUAUCAGAGAAAUGAAAGAGUUUCAUCGGUCCUCUAAAAUUUUGACUCCUAUAGGAGUCCCUAAAAAAACAACGAGCCCCUAUAGGGACCCCUCAGAAAUUCCUCGUAGAUAAUCCAAUACUUUCUUCUAAAAACUCUUAAAUAACACGUUUUCCAGUCGCCACAACCCAGUACUCUUGUAAAGUAUGCCAUAAAGUGUUCACGAGGCUCGACGCUCGGGACAAUCACAUGAGAAUCCACGAAAUUCGCCACACUUGCCCCCAUUGUGGACGCUUUUUCCGGAUGGAAUCCGUUUUGGAGCAACAUCAGGUUCAUUCAGGAGCGUAUAUUCAAGCUUUUUUUUGUUCCAGGAAACUUGCCUGGCGAGAAAAACUCCCAGCAGAGCGGCCCGAUUCAAUUGCUCCUAUUGUAGUCGAACGUUUCAUAUGAAUCGGGAUAAGGUGAGAAUCCGGAGAAAGAUUUUUUCUUCGGGACGCAGGGCCUGUCUCUAGGCAUGCGCCUUUAAUUUAGCCAAAAAACGUUCCUUAUUUUCGAGGCGUUUCGAAGAAAAUAAAUCUGUACUAAGGAACUCCAGAGCGGUCGCUACAGGGGCGACCUUAGGGGGCUCUUAGAGGGUCCGGAAAAUUUUCCUAACCCCUGUAGAGGCCUCUAAAGCUUGCAAAAGUGGUCUUUAUAGGGGUUUUAGUAAGUGGCCCCUCUAGGGGACAUUCUAUACUAUUAGGAACUACGAAGAAGCGUUUCCAUGGGAAAAACUGAAUAAAUAAGCGUUUUUGAAUGAAUUUGAAAAACCCCUAUAGGGUCAACUUGAGGUUUAGGGGCUAAGGGAUCAGACCCUAAACUCUUAUAAGGACCACCUCAAUUUUACCUCUAUAGGGACCACUUUUUCGGCCACUAUAGGGUUCGUUUUACCUCUUAACCCCUAGAGGGACCACUCUGGAAUUCCUCGGAGAAAAAAGUCAUGAAAACCUGGCGCAAAAUGGGCUCUACGUUUAAAAGAGAAAAUUAAGAAAGUUCAAAAAUACCCGAUUUUUGAGGUUAUCCAUGAACGAGUUCAUACCGGCGAACGCCCGUAUUCUUGUGGCUAUUGUGGGAAGAAAUUUGCUCAAUCUCAGGUUAAUUAAAGGUUUUAGGUAUUUUUUUAAUUAAAUAAUUUUCCAGUCACUGACAAUCCACAUUCGGAUCCACACUGGCGAAACCCCCUACCCCUGCAAUUCCUGUGAACGAAAUUUUCGUGAUAAGUUGGUUUUUCAACUCUUCUUUUUCGCAAAGUCGGAAUGGGGGAAAUAGUCGCUAAAAGAGAAAAGCUCAUUAGUCAGAAAAGGCCUCAAAAAGGCAGAAAAGGCAGUCCCUUUCUCGAACCUUUCUUUUUUUUUGGCAUUUCAAAGGGUUAAGAAAUGGUGAAAAAGGGAGAGGCAGCAAAAAUGGUGCAUAACAGCCGAUGAAGUGUCUCACAAUGGCACCCAAAAAGGAACUAUGGAGCCUUUUUUCACCCUUUCCGACUUUGCCUAUGUUGAUGAAAAUUGAACUGAAAAUCCAAAAGAAGCCACGAUUUAUCAUUAUUCUUAAAAAAAAGGGUUUUUUUAUUUUUCUUUUUUUGGAAGCUUUUUUUCUAAAAAAAAUUUAUGAGGUUCAAAAAGAAAAAUUGAAAAUACUUUUGAAAUUCAGCUUGAAAAGAAAGUUCACUUUGGACCCAGGAAAUUUUUUCGUUUCAAUUGCGCAAUUUUUUCAAACCGUUCUUGUGCGAAAAUCAUAACCAUUUUUUAUACCCCAAUCGCUGAAAAAUCAAGUUUUUUCCUCAUACUAGUUCUCAUUCAUUUUCAUCUUUUUUUUCAACCUUCAGUAUGUCUCAUGGAUUUGCUAUUGGUCUUCAAUUUUUUUUUUAAUUUUCAGCUCAUCUCUGAGAAAACACGAAUUGGCGCACAUGAGGCCGCCUUUGCGUCAAGAAGUAUUUUUCGACGGUCCAGAACUUCCCGGAAAUCAACGGCAAAUCAAUGAAGAAGUCGUGGAUCAAGAUCAGGAUGUUAAGCCUCAACCAAAGCCCAUGAUCGCUUUAAUGACCCCUAUUCAGAAUGGUUCAUGACAAUUGUGGUUUUUCUUCGGUUUUGUACAUUAUAUCCUACCUUGUUUCCCUUUUACUUCUCUAGAAUUCUACUUUUUCCAGUUGAGCUUAUCAUUUUGUCAUUUUGCGCGGGUAUUUUUUUGUGAAUAUUCGAAUAAAAAGAGUGAAAUUCAGGAAAAAAAAAGUUUAUUAUUUCUUCGAUUUGACCUUUGAAUAUAAAGCAGGAAGCGGGUGUGCAAUCAUAAAUUAUUUUACUGGGAAAUUUUUUAGUAGCCACUAUAGAGGCCUGCCACUUGGAGAGGACACUUAAGUGGCCACUAAACCCACCUCUAUAGUGGCCACUAUUUUCCGUUUUAGUAACCACUAUAGAGGUUCUCAGUUUAGUGGCCGCUUCAGUAGUUUUUCAUCCAGUAUUCUAUUCAGUAACUCUGAUAAUUUUUAAAACAAACAGAUUGGACCAGUUAUGUUGAUCUGUGGACCCCUAAAGUGGCCACUAAAAUUUUUAGUGGUCUAGUAGUAGCACAGAGACCUCUAUAGUGGCCACUAGUUUGACUACUCAAGGGAAACAAGCGUAAACAAAAGGAAUUAUUAAAGGCGCAUGUUGAAUGGAUCAUGAAACGAAUCUAUUUCUCAUUUUGUUUUAAAAACGUAAAUUUUUCUGUUGCCGUGUUCAAAGUGAUCCCGCAAAAAGAUCGGUCACUGCUUUUUUUGUAUCUAUUCCACAAUUUUUUAUUGCGAAAAUAAAAAAAAAAUCAAAAAAGAAACGAGAAGAGCGAUAAAAGAGCUCUCCAAAUAGUCGCUGGCGAAUGAUUUGAACUCGUGCCAAGAACCGCGUAUGCACACGCUACGCGUCACGCCCCUUGCCCCGCCUCCUUCAUUUUGGCGCGAAAUUUGAGAUCUCAAGUACGCAGCCAAAUGUAUUCUUAAUGCCGUUGAAUACUCAGUUUAAUUUGCAACGAUAGGUAGCUGUGACGUCACAGUCCUUUUAUCCGAAGCGCGCACUUACUUUUUUUUGUAAAUUCAGAAACUUUGACGCAUCGCUCACCUUCCCUCACCCCAUUAGGAAUGCCGUGGAGAGAAGUCGCGAAAAAUUGACUAUACCAAAAUGUUCCUUAUCACGUGUCUUUCAAGUCGGGAUGGAUUGGCUAUAUCAAGGUUUCGGCAGCUCACUGUUUGACCAAAGUUUUCAGAACUGUCUGAAAAGCUUCCAGAUUUCAAAACCAAUCUGUUCCGUUCAGCCGAAAUUUUAAAGCGUUUCGAAACCGUUUCUAAAUUCAUUUCACGUUUGUUAUCAAUGAAUAAAAGGAUAAUGUGUUGAGUUUUUCUUCCGCGGUCCUUGCAAACAAUGAGGAAGGACCUAGGCAUAGUUUUGUUAUCAGUUAGGAAAUGCCACGGGCAAAAGAUUCCUGAUUAAAAAAUCCUUAUAAAGGUCUUCCGCACGUUUUUUUUAUCAGAUUUUCCACCUCCAGUGUUUUUUUCCUGAGACUUUCGAGUUAUUUUACAGUUCGGAACUAUAAAGAAGUUCUCAAUUUAUGGCUCAAAAAAAUCUUUCUGUUUGAUUGUUUCAUCUCACUUUUUUGUGGUUGGAUCCAGUUUUUUCUAUCCUUAUUUUUAGCCAUGACGAGCGAAUCGAACUCUUCUACUGUUGAACUCCGUCGACUGCAGCAAAUUCUGAAGGCUCCUCUGUUGGAUGGGAAUGGGCAACCCUGCAAAACGCCUGUCUCAUCUACAACUUUGACGUUUCUCGAUAAUAAAUUUGGCUGGCCAACGUGAGUUUUUCACGUCUUUCUGUUUCUGAACUAUCUAAAGUUUUCUCUUUUGCAUUAAUUCAAGUUUUUCAAAUGUUUUCCAAGUCUAAAGGAUCGAUAACUUUCCUUUUUCAGGCUUGCAAAAAAAAAAUUCAUACCCUUUCAAAUAGCUUCCCACAGUGUUCCCAAACGAGCGGCAGCUGUGGUCAGUAGGCGUGGCUGACUGCAACAGCGGCACGGUUUAUUGCAAUAGGGGCGCGGGAAUGAGAGUCAAGUUUUGUGGAUUUAGUGGUUGGAAAAAGACCAUUAAAUGAUGUUUUUCCUAGGUUCUCGCGAGUUUUCGAAGAUUUUUAAUGUGUAUAUAACUAUAACGAACAAAUUUAAAUGGAAAAAGAGACGAAAAAGUUUUUGCAAAACAAAAUAUCUCCCAAAAUAUCGUUUUUUAGAAAAACUCGUCAAAUCGAACUUCCAAAGGGAAAAUUGAGAAAAAGCUCACAGCACUUCUCUUAAGAAAUACCACUUGAACGUUUUAAAACAAAAACAGAUACAUAAUAGCUUGUACGAAUAAAGUUGUCACCCAAAAUGACAUUUUCAAGAAUAAAUUCGUCGAAUACUGCCUCGAAAAAAAAAUUUUGAGAAAAAUCUCACAGCGUUUCUCUUAAGAAAGUCCAUUUGAAAAUUCUAAAACAAAAAAACAAACGAAAUAUCUUAUGCGAAAUAAGUUGUCAUCAAAAAUGUCAUUUUAAUGCAAAUUUCUGUGACGAGAACCAUCGAAAAUCACUUCAAAUCUCUGGAAAACGCGAUAAACACGUUUUAAGAACACAUACAGCGUGAAAAAAUACGAAAGAAUGGUAAAAUACGCAAGAAAAAGAGAAAAAACCGUAUUAAAAGUGAUUGAAAUUUUGUGGGGGUGACACGCGCCGCACCGCGUUGCGUUAGAAAAAACUCGCGUUUUCGCCCCAUUGCGACGACCUUUUUUUUUGGCUUGCCGCCGUCUCUUUUGGAACACUGUGUUCCGUGUUGGUUAAACCAACUGUUUUGAGGUUCUGAAUAUUAUUUCGUCAAUCUUCGAGCUAUGAGUCCAAAAUUUCAAUCUUUCAUUUUCUAAUUUGAAAAUUUCUUAAGCCUCUUAAAACCAUAGGGGCAAUAAAAAUCGGUGUUCAAAGCAGUGCUUUGUAGAGCUUUUUCAUUGCGAAUCGAACGGUGAACUUGAAAACGUACAGAAGUUUCUAUUUAUAAAGAAAAGAUAAUUCAAAGUCGGAGAGAAGAAAGUUUGUGUUCCCGCGAAAAGGGCACUUUGCAGUAAAGUUGCUCCAUGAACAACAGUCUUCACCAUUUUUCGGAUUUUCCCUUUUUUGUCCGUUUCUUUCAAUUUUCAAUUUUUUUUUUGUUAUCACCAAAGUUCUUUUCGUCCUUAAAAGUUUCUAUUUAUGAGAAAUUUGCGAACAUUAAUUGCAAAAUGCUUUUCUGGUGAAAAAUGAUGAUUUUACACAGGUCUCGAUUAGGAUAGCGAUAUUUUGUGUUUUCUUUAUUAUUGGUGUGUGUUUUUUGUUCGACUAAAUUUUUUUUUUCAAAGAAGGAAUCCUUAAUUUGAAGCAGAUAUCGGAUUAUUUCUCACAAAAUGCGAGUCUACUGAGACGUCCGCAACAUCGCGUGCACCGCUACUGUAAACAGUUGUCCGCAUGCCGAUCCAAAGCUUUUUUCAAAAUUUAAGGCGGGAAAGUAAAAUCGCGUUUUUCUUCUAAAGUUGUCACAUCUUUAAUUUUUUUGAGUAUACCAUUCGAUUCGCGAAGAAAAACUAUAUAAGAUACUGCUUUCACCUGAAACUCCGUUUUUUACUGCCUCUAUACCUUUAAUUUCCACUUGAACACCUUUUUUUAAUUUUUUCUUUUCUUUUUUAGAGCUCGCGAAUAUUUAAGCGAAGCGAUCAUAGCGUACAGCCGCGUGACGGGUGAACGAGUUCCAACGGACGCCUUGGAGGAUUUGGGAAGAGCCGACUCUGUCCUUGUCAGCCCCGGCGUGACAAUCAAGCAAUAUUAUGAGGAAACCUACAAAUUUUAUCUGAGUGAAGGGGAGAAAACUGUUGGUUUCCCUGAUGGGUCUCAUGUUCCUCUCAACCAUAUCGUCAUUUGUACUCUGUGAAUAUAUCUCAUUCCUUGAGGCUUGAAACUGUCUGGCCUGUCUGCGCCCUCUUUCCUCUCACCCACUAGAGUGGGAGCAGUGAAGGCCGACAGCUUCAAGUUGUAUUUUUUAUUCGCCAUGAUUUCUGAUUCGAAAGGCGAUGGAAGUGUUUGGGGAGAAAAAUUUAAAAAAUAAAAAGCACGUUCGAAUUUUCAUUUUCCGCCAUAAGCCGCGUCGCGACCGCAACGUGUCCGUCGCCUUCCAAAUCAAAAAAAAGUUGAAAAUAAUAAAUGAUGAAUCUUCGACUUUUUUUUCUUCCAGGAAGGUUUCCCGACCUAUUUUAUCUCCCUGAUGGUUUAAAAAAACGUUCAGAUUCGAACUUUGAUAUUUUUUUCCAGCGAUGGAAAACGGUUCAGAACGACGCUCUUUCGAGUUCAGUCGUCUUCGCCAAAUUCUGGAGAUGCCGCCUAUGAUUCGAGGAAAACCUUUUGGAUGCCCCAUCUCGUCGACGUCCCUGACUUUCCUUUAUAACCAGUUUGGCUGGAAAAAGUUAGUUUUUUUUUUGAAUAUUAUUUUAUAUAUAGGGAAGUUAUUUCGCUUUCGAAUGGUACCUAAAAGCAGAUUUGAUUGUCUUUGUUAAAAGUUUUGAAGGCAUAGGGACAGUAAAAAACGGCGUUUCAGUUCAAAACAGUAUUUUGUAGAGCUUUUCAUUGCGAAUCAAACGGUGAACUUGGAAACGUAACGAACUUCCUAGUUUUGUAGAAAAAAUAAUUCAAAGUCGGAGAGAGGAAAGUUUGAGUUCCCGCGAAAAGGGCGCUUUGCAGUAAAGUUGCUCCAUGGACAACAGGCUUCGCCAUUUUUCGGAUUUUCGCUUUUUUCUUCGUUUCUUUCAAUUUUCAAUUUUUUCUGUCGUCACCAAAGUUCUUUCCUUCACAAAAGCUUUCUAUUCAUGUAUAGUUUGCAAACUUUAAUCGCAAAAACCGUUUUUCUUCAAAAGUAGUCACACAUGUAAUUUUUUGGUAGCACAGUUCGAUUCGCAAGUAAAAACUAUAUAAAAUACUGCUUUCACCGGAAACCCCGUUUUUGACUGCCCCUAUGACUUUCAAGUCUUGAAACUUGAAGGGCUUGGAAAAGAAGAAACAUAAUUUUUGUUUGCCUGUUGAGACUUUUUUCGAAGUUAUCAACGACUCAAUCGAUUGAAAUAUCUCUAACAAAAGUUGCGGUGCACCCUCCCAUUUUUUUUGAUUUCGAUGAAACUUCAUCCAGUGUGAUAGCCAGUCAUCAGGAAGGCGGACCCAACUUUUUGAGCCAUUCCCUCUUACUGUAGCCGGGUUACGGUAGGUGGGUGGCCGCCUGCGUAUCUAAGGAUUGAUGAAAUUUUUAUGGGCAAGUUGUAUAUCAAUCGAUAGGUAUUGCAAUUUUUGAAAUUUUCCUAGUACUUACCAGCUUGGGUUACUGUAGAAAAAUUUCGAGAUACGGUACUUUAUGUGUUUGCGGAUUUGGUUUUUGGCCCCCCUGACCUCGAGCAUUCGUAGCUUUUUAAAAGAUACCUUUUGAAAAGGUCUACAAGCUGAUACCAGUUAGAAUUCUAGAAUGGCCAUCAAUUUGCAAAAUUGGUUUUGCGGCGGCCAGCGCAAAGCUUUCACGAAAUUUUAUGUACGAUUUUUUCUUUUCCAGAGCCCACAAAUACAUGGGAAAAGCUCACCUUUUGUACAGCCGCGCCACCGGGGAACUUCUCCCGAAAUUCGCCCUGGAGACCCUCGGAACCGCAACUUCCAUUCUCGUUACACCCAACGAGACAUUCAAAGAGUUUUUCGCCCGCAACCACGACAUUGAGUUGGACGAUAAUGCCGAAAUCGUCUGUUUCCCUGAUGAUAUUUAUAUCCCGCUUGAUCAUAUUGUCCUUGUUAUCCUUUAAGUUGUGAAGUAGUCCUUAUAUUUUCAUAGCUUAUUCACCAACACGGUGUUCCCAAACGGGGUGGGGAGACGUCAAAAAAAAAUUUGGCGCGAAAUUGGAAAUCUACAGUACACAGCCCAAGGCGAUCGAACAAACAAGUUAUUAACGUUUGAUACUCAGUGCAUUUUAUCCGUAGCGCGCACUAAAUUUUUUUGUAAAUUCAGAAAGUUUGACGCCUCGCUCACCUUCCCUCACCCCAUUAGGAAUGCCGUGCCAAGACUCGAGACAGUCUGUUUCUCUGCGCUCUCUCGCAUUUACAUGCUUUCUUCUUGUUUCUCUAGCCUCGCCAGUGAGAGAAAAGACGGCGCAGACAGGUCAGACUGUGUCGAAUGAAGUAUAUAAAAUUAUCUGAACUUUUGUAGAAACUUGCUCUUUGGACUUGCAUGAUGUUAACUCGAAAAAGUUAUUUUUUAGGAAAAAAUUGAAAGCUAACCAAUAAAUGAAUUUUUUUAAAUGUCCUGGCAUGAAAAUGAAAGAAAGGACGUAUCGAUACGAUCAUAUGGAAACAAGUGAAUGAAGAGAAAGUUUUCCAAUGCUGAUAAGUCUCGCCAAAGAUCAGGUACAAGGCAAAAAAGGCAUCAGAAAUCACGGUUGGAAGCUCAGUUUGAAGACUUUAUAGGGAUAUUUAAUGACUAGUUGGAAAGCUCAUAAUUUUCUGCUUCUCAUUAGUUUUUAGUUAUUCAAGUUUGGCCGACUUUGAACAAAGCAAAAAACUUUUGAAAGCAUGGUAAUACAUUUUUUAAAUUUGAAGCGCAUUUUUAUGAGAUUUUAGUACCUUUUCAUGUAUAUAAAAAACUGGGAACUUUGUAAAGUUAUUGCUACGAAAAUUCUUCAAAAUUAUGUAUGGGUUUCCACUCAAAAACCCAUAAAACUGAUCAUUUUUUUGAGACUAGAAGUGUCUAUUGAAAAAAAUGAAAAAAAUCUUUAUUUUUUUGCCUUUUUUUCCAAAUUCGCAAAGCAGUUUCUUGUUCAGAAUUUUCUGAUGAAUUCAAAAAAAUAUAAUUUUUCAUCGUGAAAUUCGCAAUGCGAAACAAGUUAUGUCGCUUUUAAGCCCAAAAAAAUGACUGGGGAAAAAAAGGCUAUUUUUCAAAAAAAUGGAAAACUUUCAUUUUUUUCAAGUUUUUUUCAGGAUUCAAAGUUUUUCUCUAUGUUCGUAGGAUAUUUAGCGAGAACAGUGAAUAUUUAAAUUUGAAAAAAAAGCGAAGAAAAAAACGGCGAAAGACCAAAAAAAUGGCGAUUUUGUCCAUAGAGCAACUUUACUGCAAAACGCGCUUUUGGCGGGAUUUCAAACUAUUUUUCUUCUCGAUUUUUCAAUAAUUUCUAUUAGAAACCAUACAUGGGCAGACCGAAUUUCAGGACCGCCGACCCUAGGAAUUUUCUUGAUGUCAACCUGUUUUUCUGACUGACCAUGUUCGAACCUUGCAUAUGGAUUUUUGGCGAAAAUUGGUUUUUUUUUUUCGCUCUUCGAGCCGCAACGCAACCGCAACGCGACUUUUUUGAAUGCUGCCAAACUUAGGAGCCCCAGGUGAUCCCUAUAGGGGCAUUGGAGGGUCCUCUCUAGGGACGACUGUAAGAACCCUUAUAGGGGCCAAAAAGGCUUGCAAAAGUAUUCCCUAUAGGGCCUUCGAAGCCAAUGGAGGGUCCCCUCUAGGGACUACUUUAACAACCCCUAUAGGGGCCACUAAGGCUUUUAAAAGUGGUCUCUAUAGGGGUUUUGGUUAGUGGCCCCUUUCGGGGACUGCUCUUUGCGAAGAAGCAUUUCUGCGAAAAACUGAAUAAAAAUUUUGAAUGAUGAAGAAAAACCCCUAUUGGGACUUCUUGAGCUUUAGGGGCGGGGGGUCAGGCUCUAAACUCUUUUAGGGACCGCUUUAUCGGCCCUUAUAGGGGUUGUUUGCUCCCCUAACUCCUAUAGGCUUAGGGACCGCAGACGAAUUUUCAAAAAAUUUUUUUCAGCAUUGAGCUUUGUAUGGUUUGAUAGCUGUUUCGAUUCAAAACUCAGAACCGUUUAGUUUUUCGAAAAAGAUUAAGGAUGAAAAAAAGUUAUGACGAAAAAAAUGUGGCGCGCCGCGCACCAUUUUUUUAGUACUGAAAAUUUUUGGUAUUAUCCAUUUUUUUGACAUUUUUUUCUCGAUUUUUUUCUUCCAGAACAAGUUUUUGAUACUGGUCUAUUAUGAUGUGACAAAUCAUAAUAGAGUGCUAAAAUAAUGCAAAUUUGCUAGUUUGCCGAAAAAAAGUCGGUAUUUUUUCCAGAAAACAAAAAAACUGGCGCUUGCGGGCAUCGAACUCGCGACCUCAAAAGAAAAAUUCGCAGCGCACGCGCUGCGCCAAGCUGUUAGGUCUAGUGAGGGGAGCUUCCAUCCGCCAUAUCCUUGAGCCGUUUGAAUUGCACAGAUUGCCAUUUCAAAAAGAAAAAAACUUGAAGUAAUUAAGCUGUUUUUUUAUCAGAAUAUGAUCGCAAAUCUUUACUCAAACUUUCCGUAGAAAUUCACUUUGAAAAAAACUGUUUUUUUAGUGCUUUUUUUGCCUCGUUUAACGAUCGCUGCAUUAAAACGGCCCCGUAAAUUUUUUUGGCAAAGACGAAUUUUUUUAUUUUAUUAUUUUUAAUUGAAAGAUUUCUUACUAAUAAAUUUAUAUAAUCGUUUUAAAAAAACCUGCGUUCGACCGCUUUCGGUGUGAUAAACGCCGCUAAUUUUAUCCUCUAGUUUCAAGAACAUUUUUUUGCGUAUUAAACAACUUUUUUUCAAGCACAGAUGCUGUAGAGAAAUAUUUAAGUAAGCCCAUGAUCUAAACUUUAAAAAAACAAAAAAACUCGAUUAUAUUCGCUUAUUAACGAUAUUUUGAAUUAUGACUUUCGGCACUCCCUAAAAUUUUUGGCAAAGACGAAUUUUUUAUUUUAUUGUUUUAAAAUUACCGUUACUUGAAUCAAAAUCAUUAUUUAAAAAAAGAAAGAGUGCGUUCGACCUGAAAACACAUGAAAAAGCAAAAAUUGACAAAAUUUUUUAGUUCCAUUCACGUUUUUGUACGACAUUCCGCGCGAACGCAUCAAAAAAGCGUGAAAUAUUUUUUAAACGAAAGAGGAAGCUUUUCUGUACAUGGGUGUCAAAAUUUAUUAUCCAGUUCCACAUAUUUUGCAACUACAGCAAAAUUAAAGUUGAAAACCAAAAAAGAGCCACUUUUUCUAUCGCGAAAAGGGGCGUGGCUUUGCGGUCCCUACCUAUAGGGACCACUCUGGAAUCCUUGAACUUGAAUCAGUCGAUGACUACUCCCUUCACGCCUCCAAAUCUGGCCUUGUGUGACAAAAAGAUAAUGAGAAAGGUCUCUUAUUCCGCCAUCGCUAAGUUGUGAGUCAACAAUGACGUGUGUCGUCGGCGCCGUAUACGGCAAUUUCGAAGCAGUGUUUGUUAUCAAAUAGAAAAUGCCACGACGGAAACCGACGAUAAGACACUCUUUUUUAAAGGCUUCGAAGUGUCCCAACGACGCUUCCUCGCCAUGCACUCUUAUCACAAUCCCGUGAGUUCUACUCCUUUUUUCGGACUUUUCGUUGUUUGAAGUCGGUCCCCGGCGCCGUCGCCGUCUACGAGCCUCUUCAAGACGGUUGCACCAUCUCCGUCCACGGACACGUCCGACAUGGCCACCACAAGUUCGUACUCUCUUAUUUCGAUAGUUUAGCGAUCCUACGAGUUUUUGAUAUAGUUUGUUCAGAUUUUGAAUGUCAAGUGCAAUGACGUCAUUGAAAAACACUCUGUGGAUGGCUCGCUCUCUGAUUGGUUUAUCGCACCAUUAGGGGCGGAGCUUGAGCGAAAUCUGAACAGACUAUAAUCCCCAAUACCUUUUUCAAUGUUCCAAUGGUGAAAAAAUGAGCUUCUAAUAACAUUUAUCAUGUUUUCCAUCAAAAAAGCAUCCAAGCUUUUCUAAUAAGUGCAUUCAUAAUUUUUUUAAAGAUAAACUACUUAUCAGUUUGAGCAGAAUUCUAGGUCUUUGGGCUCAAAGCGCUGUGUCAAAAUUUCGUCCCACUCAAACAAAAAAAAAACAAAUUUGAGACAUUAAAAAAAAAUAAAACUUCUUUUUAUUGUUAACUCCCUGGGCAAAGUCGGAAAAGGGGGAAAAGGCUCCAUAGAAAUGUUCCUUUUUUGCUGCCUUUUUCCUUUUUGCUACCUUUUUGCUACCUUUUUGCUGCCUUUUUGCUGCCUUUUUGCUGCCUUUUUGGGACCUUUUUGCUGCCUUUCUGCGCCCUUUUUCGAGCCUCUCCCUUUUAGGGGCCAAUAUCCACCAUUCCCACUUUGCCCGAGGUACACGGCUUCUGACAAAAUACCAUUAUUUUUCCUAAUAACAGAUAUUUCUCACCCCCUCUUUCUCUAAUCAAUGCUCAAAAAUUUUCUCUUUUCUUUUUUAGAUUGAAUUUUUCUUUCUGUCCGAAUACGGUAACCACUACGAAAACGUCUGAACCUCUCUUUUUUGCACACUGUUUCGCUAAUUUUCCAAAGACCUUGUCAGCUAAAUAUUAGACGCCAUUAUAGAUAGCACUCCCAAAAGUCUCCUCUUGGCGCAUUCCGCGUGCGUGCGCGCGCCAAUUCAAAUUUCGUCUCUUGGACUAGAUUUACAGGCUUCCAGUAUAUGGUUCUUUUUGUAUAAUUUUUCUUACUUAUUCAUUUCCAGUUUUCUUUUAUUUAAUAUUGACUCAUUUAGCGAAUCUAACUUUAUUUAAGAAAGUUUUUUCUUGUUUUAGCGCAAAUUCGAAUUUUCGCCUUCACUCACUUGCACAGGCAAAUGGGGAAGGUACCAUAAUGUGCCCACAAAUAUACCUCUUAAAAUGAAUCUUGAAUAUUCCAUAACGUGUCCAUCAUGAGACGUCGAGCAUAAAUUUUAGCUCUAGCUGCCCAGGGAAUGGUGUCUGGUCGCAGUUGGAUUUCAGAAUGAAACCCAGUUCACUAAAUGAAGUUUUUUUCAUGCUGUUUCCAAAUCUGUUCUCAAAAAAAUGCCGCGCAGGUCCGUGAAAAAAAAAUUUUUUUGGAAAAAGUUUUUUUGAGCGGAGAUACGAUUUUUUUCAAAGCUCCUCGCAUGAUAAGGAAAUGUGCUGCUGAAAAAUUCAUUUUUUUCGUUUCUCAUGAGCGAAUGGAGAACAACGUGUACAGCUUAUACAAAUUUCAAAGGAAGUCUGAAAACAAAAUGAAUAAAAAAAUUAGAAAACCGAAGUGACUAAAAAAAUAAUAAUAAUAAAAAAACCUAGGAAGCAUUUCCAGGCUACUCGGUAGCAAUCAAAAAAAUUUCAGAUACUCUGCCCGUAUAUCCAGUUAUCAUAGAUAUGAUACCCGGGUAAAAAUUAAUUGGAUGUUUUUUUAAUGCAAGAAAAAAAUUAUACAAAAAGAACCAUAUACUGGAAGCCUGUAAAUCUAGUUCAAGAGACAAAAUUUGAAUUGGCGCGCACGCACGCGGAAUGCGCCAAGAGGAGACUUUUUGGGAGUGCUAUCUAUAAUGGCGUCUCUAAAUAUUAUCUCAAGCCAGUUGUGAAUAAACUAUAGAUGCUAUAACCUUUAAUUUUAUGCCUCUAUACGGUUUCUCAAUUCUCAAUUUUUCCAGAAACUUUGCGGUCGAACUCCUCUCGGGACCUCAUAUCGUCCUCCACGUCAACUUCCGAUUCCACCAUGAGCACAUCGUCGCAAUGAACUCUUUCAGCCAUGGAGCCUGGGGACCGGAGGUCGGGAAAUUUUUUUCCUAUUCACAGAUUUGUCGAAAUUCCCCCAGACCGCAAAACCACGCCCCUUUUUGCGAAUUUUCAGUUUUUCAGUUUUUGAGUUUGAUGUUCCCGUAAAAGCGCACAACCAAAAACGGAGAAAAUUGGUAGAAACAUAGACAAAACCUUCCUCUUCAACCUCAUAUACUUUUUACCGGGGUUUUUGAAGCGUUUUAGCGGAGUGUCGUACAAAAAAAGCGCUCCCUACCCACCAGAUUCUGUAGUUUAGAGCAAGGUUGGAGCCUGGGGACCCGAGAUUGGAAAUUUUCGAUGCUGGGAGUCUUUUUUUUAACAUUUCGGUAUAGCUGAAUCACGGCUAGCUUGAGACGCUAAGGGGGCGUGUCCUGUCUGCGCUCUCCACCAGCCAGGCGCAUUUUCGUGCAUUAUCGUGUCAGGACCCGUUUUUCGAUGGCUCAAGCCAACCGUGAAUCAGAUAUACACAAUAUAUAAAAAUUUCAACAAGCUUCUGUAGUUUAGAGCAAGGUUAGAGCAAAAAAUCCCAAAAAGAAAAGUUUAACAGUCGGUAUUAUAGUCUCUCUUAUCUUAUCGGGCUUGUUCUAGAUGAUGCUUUGAUUUUUUCAAGUUAACACGUACUUAUAGGAACAAAACGAACCCAUAAAAGGAUAAUAAAAUUUUACAGAUCCGCCACAAGAACCCGCUUCACCAUAGUGACCACUUCGACCUUCGCAUCACCGUCCGUCAUUUUGGCUAUCAUGUAAGUUAUUUUGAAGUCAAUUUUUCUUUCUAACCAAAAUUAUCGAAUCCAGGGAAUUAUGAGGAGCGUUUCGGUACCAAAAUUUCCCCAAUUUUUCUUAUUUUAAGAUUUUUCACAACCAAUAAGUCUUCGGAAAGAGUAUAAAAUCGCAAAUAUAGGGUUUUUUUUUCAUUUGAGUACACUAUAUUAUAUUUAUAGGGUACUCAAAUGAGUAAAAUGUUUCGAAAACAGGUUUUUUUUAACCAGACUGUUUAAAAUUCUAGUAAAAAAAUAGCCUAGGAAAUUCCUGAAGCGUUAUGGAGAUACCUAAAAGCUCGCUAAUGAUUUAUAGCCCCACGGUCGUAAGCCGUUUUGAGUCGGGCGAAUCCAUUGAGUCACUUUUCAUAAGCCUUGACGUUGUAUAGCUGAUUCAUAGCCAGCUGGAGACGCUAAAGGGGGCGUGUCCUGUCUGCGCUCUCCACGAGCCAGGCGCUAUCUCGUGCAUUUUCGUGUCAGGACCCUUUUUUCGAUGGCUCAAGCCAGUCGUGAAUCAGCUGUAGAAAAAAAUCGUAAAAACUCAUUUUCAACUUUCUUGGCCCAUAUUAUCUGAUUUUUGAAAAUUCGUGGUCGCCUUUGGAAUGGCUAAGAACACGUGAUGGUUGCAUUAAUCGAAACGUGUUUCAAAAGCAUCGAGCCAUUCCAAGUGCGGCUAUUUCCUUAUCAAUAAAUUAAAAAUAUUGAAAAUUUCAGAUCACUGUGAACGGCUACCACUUGGCGGACUUCCCUCACCGAUUCCCCUAUCAGUCGGUCCAGGCCGUCGGCCUCAAGGGCGACGUUCACGUCGACAAGAUUCACUUUGAAGGCUUCCACUUCAGAACCAGUUCGUUUCUUUCUCUGACUCGUCUGCGCUCUCUUUUCUCUCUCUCCCGUCUUUACUCAUACCUCUGACAUUGUCUUAGAGAGGACAGAGAGGUCAGGCAGUUAUUUUUCUGUCUCUCUGGCACUCUCUUGUCUUGAAGUGCUUUUUAGGCCUUUGUUGGUCAGAGAAAAGAGAGCGCAGACAAGCUAGAAAGUGACGAAAGAGUAUGAAUGAAACCUUGCAGACUGGAACAGCCAGCACGACUUCGGCCACGGUGGCUACAACGCCUACGGCACCGACCGCUACGUCGCCCCUGUUGUAAGUUACAGUAUCCCUACAGUAAUCUACAAUAGCCAGUUUUCAGUUCACCAACACCCAUCAAUACAACGCCUACUGGCAGUAG